Molecule: messenger RNA, 1696 nt
Organism: Musa acuminata subsp. malaccensis (wild Malaysian banana)
Lineage: Eukaryota; Viridiplantae; Streptophyta; Magnoliopsida; Zingiberales; Musaceae
Product: syntaxin-32
Biological process (GO): endoplasmic reticulum to Golgi vesicle-mediated transport; intracellular protein transport; vesicle fusion
Cellular component (GO): endomembrane system; SNARE complex; Golgi membrane
Molecular function (GO): SNARE binding; SNAP receptor activity
Source: RefSeq, a predicted model, not a curated record
CUUAACAGGACAAUUUUCCCUAACCGACUUCUCGUUCCGCGGCCAAGACAUUCUUCGCUCUCGCUCCAUCCGUCGAUUGAUCUCUCUAUGCAACUGGUCUCAAAGCGUCGUCGCCUCGAUUGCUCCUCUCUCCGAUCCUGAAAUCGAUCGACUUGGAAACCCCAGGCAUGCGGGACUAUGAGCCCAGAUAUAGGGUUUCCUUCUCCUGGAAUCGCAGGUUUUAUCUUGGUCUUACGUUGAUUUGAGCCGCAAGACGUCGGGUUUUGGCUGGAGAUUUCGCAAGCGAAUUCGACUCUAGCUUUUAUCGUAGCAAUUCUGCGAUUAGAUUGAUUCGGUGACAAUAAUAUCAAGUUUGGGUGGUGUUGUUUGGCCGAAUUCCGUCGCAUUUUCGGUGGAUUGUUGUGUUUCUAGGUAUAAUUGGACAUGAAUUCAAGACCGGGACAAGCGUCUUAUCGUGAUCGGACGCAGGAGUUCGUCAAGGCUGUUGAGAACUUGAAGACGCCCUUUUCAUUGGUAGCGGAUGCUUCGAACUCAAGCACUGGAUCUAUCUUGGAGGGACCAAAAUCUACGGCCUCAAACCAAUCGGGGUUUAACAGGAAAGCUUCGAAAAUUGGCCUUGGGAUUCAUCAGACUUCACAGAAACUUGCCAAGCUUGCGAAAUUGGCAAAAAGAACAUCAGUUUUUGAUGACCCUGCUGUAGAGAUUCAAGAACUGACAGCAGUCAUCAAGCAGGACAUUACUGCUCUGAAUUCUGCAGUUGUAGACCUGCAACUCCUCUGUAAUUCACAGAAUGAAAGUGGGACUAUGUCCAAAGAUACUACCAGUCACUCGGCGACUGUUGUUGAUAAUUUGAAAAAUCGCCUGAUGAGUGCAACGAAGGAGUUCAAAGAAGUUCUAACCAUGCGGACUGAGAACUUCAAGGUUCAUGAGAACAGAAGGCAGUUGUUUUCUUCAUCUGCUGCAAAAGAUGUAACCAAUCCUUUUCUUCGACAACGACCGCUGUCGUCCAGGGGAAUUAGUGACUCUAAUGCUCCCUCAGCACCAUGGGAAAAUGGCUCAACACAUUCUUCUUCUUUGUUUCCCAGGAGGAUGAUGAAUGGGGAGCCAUCAUCGUCAAUUCAACCUUUGAUCCAACAGCAGCAACAACAGCAAACGGCUCCAGUACAGGAUCACUACAUUCAGAGCAGAGCAGAAGCCCUUCAGAAUGUUGAAUCAACAAUUCACGAAUUGAGCAAUAUUUUUACGCAACUAGCUACGAUGGUUUCACAGCAGGGGGAGCUUGCAAUCAGGAUCGAUGAGAACGUGGAUGACACAUUAGCUAAUGUGGAGGGAGCACAAGGCGCGCUGCUCAAGUAUCUCACCAGUAUAUCCUCUAAUAGGUGGUUGAUGAUGAAGAUAUUCUUUGUCCUCAUGGUUUUCCUUAUGAUCUUUUUGUUUUUUGUUGCAUAAUUUUAUCUAUCUUAUCUCUAGUGCGACCGUCGUGGUGUCAAUGAUCCGAGUAAGUUUUCGUUUCCCGCAAUUAUUUUUUUUUACAAAUUCCAUAAGGUUAAGGGCGGAUUUGCUAUCUCCCGACCCUUUUUUUAGGGUUGUAUUUUCUCCCAUACAGGGCACUCGAUACUAGUGUUUUCUUAGCACCUGUUGUUGAUUUAAGGGGAAUCAGACCUAUAAGAUCGAAUAAAGCUCUCUUACAUACCUC